AUGCUUUGGUUGCCAUGUAUGGUUCUUGGUGUAUUCGUUGUUUUCACCUAUAUUUGGAUGCGUCGCUACUUUUGCUCUGUGCAUUCAGGUAAAUUUCGUACAAUGGUUAUUCUUGGAUCCGGUGGGCAUACGGCAGAAAUGCUGCCUCUAGUAAAUACCCUUACUGACAAGUACACGCCUCGCAUCUAUGUGGUUGCUGCAACGGAUAAAUUGAGCGAGGAGAAGGUACGGUCACUUUGCGAAGAAAAGGGAGAACAAUGUCUGCUGGAGCGUGUUCCAAGGGCACGUGAAGUCAAGCAAUCUCCAUUCACCAGCAUUUUCAGCACACUGCAUGAAGCCAUUUUGUCCCUACCUAUAGUCUUUCGUCACCGUCCAGAUUUGAUUCUAUGCAAUGGCCCAGGGACCUGCAUCCCCAUUUGCUUCGUGGCCUUCUUCCUCCGAGUGAUUUUCAUGCGUCCUCUGCUGAUUGUCUACAUUGAGAGCAUUUGCCGAACGCAAACCUUAUCAGUUUCUGGCCAGCUGCUCUACUACGCCCGGUUCGCAGAUGUUAUUGUUCAAUGGCAAGAUCUCAAUGCCCGUUAUCCACGGACCAAAUAUCUGGGACUGCUUUCUUGACUGUGAUGACGUUUCUAUUAUUCGAGUUCGUGAUACCGAAGCGAGCUUAUGAUUCUGCUGCGCUAUAUUUCUUUCAAGAGGAC
Molecule: messenger RNA, 698 nt
Organism: Opisthorchis viverrini
Lineage: Eukaryota; Metazoa; Platyhelminthes; Trematoda; Opisthorchiida; Opisthorchiidae
Exons: 5
Coding region: 1-615 (204 amino acids)
Biological process (GO): dolichol-linked oligosaccharide biosynthetic process
Cellular component (GO): UDP-N-acetylglucosamine transferase complex
Source: RefSeq, a predicted model, not a curated record